Molecule: messenger RNA, 774 nt
Organism: Chelmon rostratus (copperband butterflyfish)
Lineage: Eukaryota; Metazoa; Chordata; Actinopteri; Chaetodontiformes; Chaetodontidae
Product: trypsin
Exons: 5
Coding region: 1-774 (257 amino acids)
Biological process (GO): proteolysis
Molecular function (GO): serine-type endopeptidase activity
Source: RefSeq, a predicted model, not a curated record
AUGAUGAGUAAAAAUAUGACUCUGCUGCAAACGUCGACUGUGCUGUUGCUGUUGGCCUUCUCGGUAUCAGAGACGUUGGCAGCGAGGAUCAUCGGGGGUCAGGAGGUCUCGCCGUACUCCAUCAAGUAUCAGGCGUCCCUGCAGACUGAGAAGAGGCAACACAUCUGUGGGGGAACAUUGGUUGGCGCUCAAUGGGUGGUGUCUGCUGCCCACUGCUGGAGACCGAGCAGCCUGAUGAUGGUGGUGUUAAGUGAACACAGCCUGGAGAGCACAGAAGGCUUUGAACAGGUCUUUAAUGUCUCAAAGAUAUUUGUCCACAACUAUAACUACAAGACAUUCAACAAUGACAUCAUGCUCAUCAAGCUGAGUAAGCCGGCAAAGCUGAACGCCAAUGUCCAGCCAGCCGCUCUGCCUGAUGACAACACUCCUCCACUCAUCUAUGAUGUGUGCACAGUGAGUGGCUGGGGUGUGACACAGAUUUACAGUUUCUACCUGUCCCCCGUGCUGCGUGCUGUGGACGUCAGAAUAAUGCCUUACUGCAGUUAUUACUACUGGGGGAGGAUCACUUCAAACAUGCUGUGUGCUGGAUCUCGGCUGGGUGGCAAAGACUCCUGCCAGGGUGACUCUGGUGGUCCCCUUAUCUGCAACGGCAAAUUGGAGGGCAUUGUCUCCUGGGGCAUCAGCUGUGCAAACCCAUACUUCCCUGGAGUCUACACCAAAGUGAGGAACUACGUCAAGUGGAUCAACUGGAUUAUCAACAAUGACAAAGCAUGA